Oppiella nova is the source of this 2277-nucleotide messenger RNA. The record is from the annotation of a GenBank genome assembly. NCBI's taxonomy places the organism in Eukaryota, Metazoa, Arthropoda, Arachnida, Sarcoptiformes, Oppiidae.
AUGGAGUGUCGGCGAAAGUCGGGCCGAACUGUUGUCAUAACUCAGGGAAAGGACGCCGUUUUAGUGGCAAAGACUGACUCUCCAGAUGUCAUUGAAUUUCCCGUUAAAGUAGUCGAUGAAAGCCUGAUUGUGGACACCAUUGGAGCGGGCGAUGCAUUUGUGGGCGGAUUCUUCGCACAGUUAGUCCGGAACCGGCCGUUGGAGGUGUGCGUCGAGAGUGGGAUAUACGCCGCACAGGAAGUGAUUCAACAAAUCGGCGCUCAUUUCCCGAAAGACAUGACUUUUGAUAAGACUAGUUAUCCGAGAACUGGAAACAUGAAAAACAUCGAUAAACAAAGCGAACCAAAAAAUAAUUUCUCUUUUUAUCCAUUGAUUCCCUAUAAGUGUCACAUUGGGGAUAAUGCGGAUGAUGUCAAUGAUGUUCGGAUUGCGGUUAAAGGAUCUAACAGCUCCUCCUCAUUGCGCUUCUCCAUGAGCUGUAUGAGCUGUACUCUCUGUACUCCCUGUGCUCUUAGUGUUCACUCUAUGGUCUACUGUAUGGUCUACUGUAUGGCCUACCGCUUGCAACUCAAGUGUAUUGAAGGGAUGGCUGAACAACUGUAUGAACACAAUAGAGGCCAACAUUUGGAAAACAAUGUGCGCUCGUAUGCGACCAAAGUAUCGGUGAGUAGUCUAAGAGUUAACGAGUGUUUUGUCAAACAGUUGUGCCGAUUGGCAAACUUAUGCUCUAAGGGCUCAGCGAUGUGUUGGCACAGGGAGUCUGGGCUGUGCGUUAGGGCUGUCAAUAUGGGUGAGCAGAGGGUUUUUGCUAUCAUAGUCGCGAAUAUGUUGCGCUCGACUUCACUGCUCGCUGUGUUGUGCUGCCUGUCCUCCCAGUCCUCCCGUUCCGCUCACUCUCUUGUGAUGCAUAAUAUCAGGAUUGAAUGGAAAGCCUAUUGUAAUCAGACUUUCAAGACAAUGACAGAGGGAAGUGAAUCAGAUGGCGGUAAUGCCAUUGAGAGCCCUUCAAACACCAUAACGACUAACAUAUCGAAAGGACAGCUUUUCGGCCCAUUUUCUAAUCCAUUGCAUUGGCUAUCACUCAAGUCAUGCGAUAAUAACAGAGAUAAUAACCCAACGAAUGAACUCUUCUGCCGAAUAGAGAUCGCCAGACAUUCAGACGAACAGAAUCUGAAAGUAAUUCACAAAAACGGAAACUUCUAUUUCAAAGCCACUCGUGAUAUGAGUUUAGAUGAAAGUGGAGAUAAUGGCGACCGAAACGUUCGGCCCAAACUCUACGCCUGGUUUAGCACCGAUUUGGAGACAAGACUACCGACCCCUUCAAUGAGUUGCAUAAACGGAAGCACCAGAUAUUUCUGUCCCCUCUGUAACCAAGUGUUUCUCUACUCUAAUUGUGUGGUCACUCAUAUACUCUGCAUUUGUCCCAAACGUAUUCAAAUUGACUCCAUUCCUGUCCCGUCAAACACAUCCAACCACUCGUCCCGCUCGUCGUCCACCCCACGCACCGGCGACACCACUUACACCCAACACAUCCCAUCCCUGGGCAACGGAUCCGCACAACCAGACGUCAAACCGCAGCCCAAACGGAAGCGAGGCUUCGAUAUCGCGUCUCUCGUCAGAGAGGAAUCCAAUGAAAGUUUUCCUCUCAAUAAACGGAAUAAGAGUUCCGAGGAUUCGGACAACAAAUGUGAUGAAAGUCUAACCAAUUCCAGUGCUUUUCAUCGGCCGAAGUCACCGCCUAUUGUCCGCAAAUCUAGUCCAAUGGCCACCACUUCCUCAUCCAUUGACAUGAUAUCGGCGCCGCUGAUGACGAGUGCGUUCAAGAAAGUCGACCACAAAAUGAGUUCCGUUAGCAAUCCGUACGACUUCUCAGCCUUAUAUCAAAGAGUGGCCACUUCUUCGAUGUUGCCGUCGAGCGGAGGGCCGGGCGCUCACCCACUGCUCCACCAAAUGGCGAUCCCGGCGCCCAUCACGUCGUCGCUGUCCACGUCGUUGUCGAGUACGAGCAGCAAAUCCCUGGUGUCCAACACUCUUCUGCCAUAUUUGCCGCCAUCGUUGGCAGCGCUCACAUUCCCGACCACCAACUGGUGCGCCAAAUGCAACGCCUCCUUCCGCAUGACAUCCGACUUGGUUUACCACAUGAGGUCUCACCACAAGAACGCCUUAACCGGCGACACCAUGAAGAAGAAGAGGGAGGAGAAGCUCAGGUGUAAUAUAUGUAACGAGACAUUCCGGGAACGACACCAUUUGACACGACAUAUGACUAGUCAUCAGUGA